UCAACUGUCAAACUCGCUUCUGCUGACUAAAGCAAUACUGCGUAUUUCACAACUGUGAUCGAACACAGAAAUUGAAUAGUAAGAUUUUCACUGAUUUUUACUACAAAAGAACCAAAAAAAGUUCCGAAAUGUCGUACAAGAAGAUUGGCGAGUUGUAUUUGGCAUUGGCUGAACUGGAAAAUACCACGGGUGUCUUCAAUUGUGAACGCAAUGUCGCAGCCAUUGAUGAAUUGAAAAAGCGAAUCAAAUUGGAGAUUACAUCCUUUCAAACUAAUACAAAGCGAGUGAAGGAUUCUCAUGUGUUUGUCAAAACAAUGACUGGGGGAUGUUUGACAAUCAAAUGCUGUAGUGGCGUUGGAAUCGGUCUUAAAAUGAAACCCGUACUCUCCGAUACAGUCAAAAUGCUGAAACGAAAAAUUCGCAAAAUAGAAGGUAUUCCGGUCGAUCAACAACGUCUAAUUUUUGGGGAAAAACAACUCGAAGAUGACGCAACAUUGGCUGAAUGCGGUAUUCAAAGUGGAAGUACUAUACAUUUGGUUCUUAGACUUCGUGGUUGUUGAAUGUUGCAUGAGUUUCAAAAAUUAAAACAUUCAUUCGAACCGUAUUGUUUGACAAUUGAAACAUUAAUAAACUCCCAAUCAUAUUUAU
Contarinia nasturtii (swede midge) is the source of this 648-nucleotide messenger RNA. Its product is annotated as ubiquitin-like. The transcript has 2 exons. Gene Ontology annotation, cellular component: nucleus; cytoplasm. Gene Ontology annotation, molecular function: protein tag activity; ubiquitin protein ligase binding. The coding region runs from base 129 to 560 and encodes 143 amino acids. NCBI's taxonomy places the organism in Eukaryota, Metazoa, Arthropoda, Insecta, Diptera, Cecidomyiidae. Gene Ontology annotation, biological process: protein ubiquitination; modification-dependent protein catabolic process. The record is from RefSeq and is a predicted model, not a curated record.